CUAUGAGAGUGUCCACACCACCUUCGUUUUGCUGUGGUCUUUCAGUUACACACAUGGUCGUACAGCAUCCCUUCUAUCUGGAUUAUACAGAUUCAUCUACCUUAUCGUGCAGGACGACCGUUGCGAUCUAACUUCAUAUUCGGGUUGACGCCACUUGCGCGCCUUUCAUUCCUUCAAGCUACCCUCUACCACUAUGGUGAAUACCAGCCUCAAAUACGUAGACCUUAUACGCCAGCGCACUUCAAAAUGGGCAAAUUGGUUCCCAGAACAACAGGACGUCAGAGUCAGUUCAGCGCAACUCUGCGAAACGUUGUCUUCAUGACGAUUGGUGUAAUUUAGGUCGGAUCGUAUGGUCGGUUCAAUGCCCAGACAGGCAAGUUCGAUGUUGAAGGGAACGUGUACGAUCCCGAGUUUCAGAAGCUGCUCGAUGCUACCGAUGGAAAGAUGAAGCUCUCCGAUCAUCCACCGGUGCUCGACGGGGAAGAGAAAGACUUUGCUGUUGGAUCCAUGGGCGUCAGGGCAAAGGAAUUCAGCCUUAAAUCAAACGUUGCUGAGGGCAUCGAUAAAGCAAAGUAUAAAGAAGACUGGCAGUUUCUGCAGGGCAAACGAGGCGCGAUGCUCGUGAUGUACAAGCCCCGUCAAGAGCAUUUCCCUAAAGGAAAAGUAUUUGAAGCGCUCUACAAGGUUCCAGAGCUCAAGGACAAGUACGUUGUCCCAUCGGUUUACAAAUGCCGUGCUUAUGCUAUCUAUCUGUCCGAGAAGACUGGAGAGAAGAUUUCGUUGGCGCUCCUCCCGAAAUCUGGCAAAGAGAACGAGACACGGCUCGACUGGUGGACUGACUCGAAGAUAGAAAACCUUCGACUCAAGACGGACGAAGACUACGUGUUCUCGCCGCUUUUCACUUGCAAGCGCAAGAUCCCUUUGAUUCGUCCCCUGAUGCGAGACUCGCCUACUCCAGAUCCUGAAGAUGCUGACUUUUGGAUGGAUGUUUACCCACCUUGGGAGCCACUUGAUGACGAUGGAGAGAUCGAUCCAGUGUAUGACGAUGAUCAAGAGGAUGACUCGGCCUACAACCCGCGAAGAGACUCUGUAUAUGUGCCAUUCCCUAUGUCAGACGACAGUGACGAUGAGUGAUGGCUGGUUGGGUUCUUUUCUUGUUAUACUAGGUUGACUGAGAUGUAUAUUUAAUUGUGUAGUGAUGUUGGAGUACAAGGCUAUAUUUAUGCAGUGAUAAACAGGUUGGUUGGUGUCGUAAUCUUGUAAAU
Suillus bovinus is the source of this 1265-nucleotide messenger RNA. RefSeq lists its product as uncharacterized. NCBI's taxonomy places the organism in Eukaryota, Fungi, Basidiomycota, Agaricomycetes, Boletales, Suillaceae. Bases 445 to 1134 code for a protein of 229 amino acids. The transcript is spliced from 6 exons. The record is from RefSeq and is a predicted model, not a curated record.